CUGUGGGGACAUCGUGGGUGACAUCAUGGCAGCCCCUGGAGCUGCGUGUUCACAGACUGCCUCCUGCUAGCUUUCUCACGGCGCAGAGUGCUCUGUGCUCACUGUGUGUGUGGGUACCUAGGGUGUGCUAACAGCUCUGCUCCCACCUCGGGACUCCGCGAGAGCCAAGUCCUAGAGCUGAAGCAUGCAGCUCCCACAUGCAUGGGGCUGAUGCUCAGCCAUGUGGGAGGCUGAUGGGUAUUUUGGGUGCUCUGCCACACAUCUGUUUUCCAGGGCAGAGGCUCUGCUGUGCACUUGAGCGGACCUGGAGGAAGAUGCGAGCACAGCUUUUUGCUGCCAGCCCCUUUGGUGUGGCCCGCAUGGAGAAGUUUGAUGCACGGGAUGAGGGCACAGUGCCUGAGGCCUCCCUGUGGCGCUGCGCCCGCCGUGUCAUCCGCCUGUCUGACUGUGUCUCCGUUGGCCCCAUGGGCACUGAGAGCUGCCCCAAAGCCACUGCCGCCUUCUACCUCACCACCACGGAGAAGAACUAUGUGCUGGCAGCUGAGCAUCGGGAUGAGUGGAUCGAGCAGCUCUGCCAGCUGGCCUUUCAGGUCAAAAAGGAAGCAGCACAGAGUAGCAGCACCGGGCUGCAGCCCAUCCCUAUGGAGGAGAACUGCCUCUACUCCUCGUGGCAGGAUCUGACAGAGUUCCCAGUGCUGGUGCUGAGGACGGAGGCAGCCGCCCGCUGUGAGCUGCACGGGCACUACGUGCUGGCAGCCCUGCCCCAGAGCUUGACGCUGAAGGAUGCGCAGUCCCAGCAGCCCCUGCUCACCUGGCCCUACCCGUUCCUCCGCAAAUUCGGCCAAGAUCAGGACAUCUUCUCCUUUGAAGCCGGCCGCCGCAGCGACUCGGGCGAGGGCACCUUCACCUUCAGCACCCCGCGAGCCCCAGAGCUGUGCCGGGCCGUGGCCGCCGCCAUCGCCUGUCAGCAGCAGGGCCGGGAGAGCCCCCAGCUGGCAGCCCAAGGUCUUGGCACCCAACCCUGGGGGCCAGAGGCUGAAGACCCCCAGCACAGCCCAAUGCUGGGCCGGCCGCAGCCAGGCUCGCACUCGGCCUCACAUCCCUCGCCCAACCUUCUCCGCUUCCCCACCGUGGAGCCGGAGGCUGCUGGCCCUAUAUUGUAUGCCUCCAUCGCUCGCGGCCAGCAGCCCCACUUCGGGCCGUGCCCGGCCAAGCCGCUCUCCGAGCAUCUCUAUGAGAACAUCUUCACGGCCCAGCCUCGGCCUCCGGCGGAGGAAGAGCAGGAGGAGGAGGAGGAAGGGCGCUGGGAGCUGGGCUGUCGCCAGGCCCCCGAGGGCCACAGCAGCGAAGCCGCCGCCCCCUACCCCGCCCGCAGCGCCCCGCAGCCCCACAGGCAGCGCUGGGGGCCGGGGGGAAGCAGAGGCGAUGCGGAGGAACACUCCAGGCCUAAGGCUCAGCGCACCCUGCGGGCCAAACUGGUGCGGCUGCUGAGUCGGGACGGCCCCGGCGCGCGGGACUGGCCGUGAGCGGGAAUAAAGGCCGUGCACCGCC
Molecule: messenger RNA, 1551 nt
Organism: Lagopus leucura (white-tailed ptarmigan)
Lineage: Eukaryota; Metazoa; Chordata; Aves; Galliformes; Phasianidae
Gene: DOK3
Product: docking protein 3
Exons: 5
Coding region: 198-1526 (442 amino acids)
Biological process (GO): cell surface receptor protein tyrosine kinase signaling pathway; positive regulation of MAPK cascade
Cellular component (GO): cytoplasm
Source: RefSeq, a predicted model, not a curated record